Molecule: messenger RNA, 5430 nt
Organism: Pseudophryne corroboree (corroboree frog)
Lineage: Eukaryota; Metazoa; Chordata; Amphibia; Anura; Myobatrachidae
Gene: GALNT2
Product: polypeptide N-acetylgalactosaminyltransferase 2
Exons: 16
Coding region: 176-1864 (562 amino acids)
Biological process (GO): protein O-linked glycosylation
Cellular component (GO): Golgi apparatus
Molecular function (GO): polypeptide N-acetylgalactosaminyltransferase activity
Source: RefSeq, a predicted model, not a curated record
UUGCAGUCAGCGAGGAGUCGGUGCCAGAGGGGAUGAGGUAGAGGGAGGGAGGGACAGAGAGCACGGGGGCGGGCGGCCAGCCAGCGCACACUCCUCUCUCAGCUGCCUGGUGGGACGUGGGGAGCCUUCUACAUCCGCCGCCGCCGCUGUCGCUCUUCUGUCUGGAACAGCAGCGAUGAGGAGGAGAUCGCGGGUGCUGCUGUGCUUCGCCUUCCUCUGGCUUCUCGGCAUCGCCUACUACAUGUACUCCGGCACCUCUGUCAGCGGCCGCAAGGAGGAUUGGAAUGAAAUUGAUGGACUUAAAAAAGGGAGUCUACAUGGUAUCAGUGAAGAAGACAAGACACAAAACUUGGAAACUCUACCACCAGGUAAAGUACGAUGGCAAGACUUUGACCAAGAAGCUUAUGUUGGUGUCACUGCAGUACGACCUGGUCAGGAUGCUUACGCUCGUAAUAAAUUCAAUCAAGUGGAAAGUGACAAAUUACAUAUGGAUAGGAGCAUUCCUGAUACAAGGCAUGACCAAUGUCGUAAGAAACAUUGGCUAACUGAUUUACCAUCAACCAGUGUAGUGAUUACCUUCCAUAAUGAGGCCAGGUCUGCCUUACUCCGCACUGUUAUCAGUGUAUUGAAAAAAAGUCCUGUGCACCUUAUAAAAGAAAUUAUACUAGUUGAUGAUUACAGUGACAGUGCUGAUGAUGGUGCCUUACUUGGCAGGAUAGAAAAAGUACGGGUACUCAGGAACUACAGACGAGAAGGUCUUAUGCGUUCACGUGUUAAGGGAGCAGAUGCUGCACAAUCUGAAGUUCUCACGUUCCUUGAUAGCCACUGUGAAUGUAACGAGCAUUGGUUGGAGCCCCUCCUUGAAAGAGUUGCUGAGGACAGAACUAGAGUAGUGUCUCCCAUAAUUGAUGUGAUUAAUAUGGACAACUUCCAGUAUGUUGGAGCAUCAGCAGAUUUAAAAGGAGGAUUUGACUGGAACUUGGUUUUUAAGUGGGAUUAUAUGACACCAGAACAAAGAAGAGCCAGACAAGGAAACCCUGUAGCACCAAUUAAAACACCAAUGAUUGCUGGAGGGCUGUUUGUGAUGGAUAAAUCAUACUUUGAAGAACUGGGAAAGUAUGAUAUGAUGAUGGAUGUUUGGGGAGGUGAAAAUUUAGAGAUUUCAUUCCGCGUGUGGCAGUGUGGUGGAAGUCUGGAAAUAAUCCCCUGCAGUCGGGUGGGCCAUGUGUUUCGCAAGCAGCACCCGUACACAUUCCCUGGUGGCAGUGGCACAGUGUUUGCCAGAAAUACACGGAGAGCUGCAGAGGUUUGGAUGGAUGAAUAUAAGAAUUUCUACUACGCAGCUGUACCUUCUGCUAGAAAUGUUCCCUAUGGAAACAUCCUAAGUCGCACAGAACUGAAAAAGAAACUGGGCUGCAAACCAUUCAAGUGGUAUCUGGAAAACGUUUACCCUGAACUGAGGGUUCCUGACCAUCAAGAUAUAGCGUUUGGAGCUUUACAGCAAGGUACAAACUGCCUUGACACAUUGGGUCAUUUUGCAGAUGGAGUUGUUGGUGUCUAUGAAUGCCAUAAUGCUGGAGGUAACCAGGAAUGGGCUCUAACGAAGGACAAAUCCGUGAAGCACAUGGAUCUUUGCCUUACUGUUGUUGAUAGAGAGCCAGGCUCACUUAUAAAACUUCAAGGUUGCAGAGAAAAUGACAGUAGACAAAAGUGGGAACAAAUAGAGAAUAACUCUAAGCUGAGGCAUGUGGGGAGCAACUUCUGUCUAGACAGUCGGAAUGCCAAAAGUGGUGGCCUAACGGUAGAAGCCUGCAGUCCGUCUUUAUCUCAGCAGUGGAAGUUUUCACUCAAUCUACAACAGUAGAAGUCUGAAGAAAUGGGAUGAAGGGGCACGGUGGGGGGGGGGAAAUGACCAUCAUUUCAUGGACAUCCGUUCUGAAUGCAUUGCAGAUGUAUUUGUUCAACAUUCUGCGGAAUUAUAUACCUCAGUAUUCCAUCUUGGCAUUGGAUUUCAGGAGUACAUUGAAUGUAUGAGGUAGUUGGAGCAAAAUGAACCCAGACAAAAGGGCCUUCUGCAGCUGUCAGUUGUGAUUGCGUAAAAGUAUUGCAUUGUUGCACACAGGCCCUCAAAGACUAUCAAUGACAUGAAAACUUUCUUAGGAAUUUGCAGGAGUCGGAGGUAUAGAUUGACGCUUGGAAAGAUAAAGUGGAGUGGAAGAUCAUAUCUGGCAUUUGUGUGCCCAUUUAUACAUUUUUUUUUAUUUUGUUUAAUUUUCAAUUUUAUAUCCAGAAACUUUUUUUUCUUCCAUGGAGACAAAUGGUCUGAUUUCUGGGCUGGUUGCAUGUGUUUGCAUUCUCCCAUUUCUAUAUUUCACUACAAGAUGUUCUAAAAAUGUUUGUGUACUAUUUGUUUAUCUCUUAUGUUUAUGUCCAGAUCCCUUGAUCUCAACAUACAUGCAGGAUAUGUGUGCAGCUUAUUGAGAGACUGAAUCAAUGCAAUACUUUUCUAUUGUAAAAUCAGGACAGUGGCACUAUUUUUAUGUUCUGUAAAGAGAUUUUAAACUUGCUGGCUGACAUCAUGUUAUGAAAUGAAUGUUAAGAGUACUCGGUUCAGUUGCUGCCGGAAGAUUUGUAUUCCUUCAGUUGAGCUUUGAGUGUAUGUUUGUGCAUUUGAUUGUGUUAGUGAUUUUUUUUUUUUUUUUAAACAGUGAUCUACAUGGACUACAGUUUAAGUGUAUUUUUAAAGUGAGUCUUUGGAGCAAAGUAACAAGUUCAUUGUAAAAGUAAUUUUUUUUUUCCUAUUAGAUUUAGAAAACUAAAUGAUUCCUCUUCUCUCCACUCCAUUAUUCCUUUCUUUCCUUUAGCCAAGAAGAGUCGUCAUGACAUUUCCGAUAGUCUUUGUGAUAACAGAAAGGCAUUUGUAGUACACUUUGGGUCAAAUUAAGCUUGAAAAGUGUUUCCCAGAAAUCUAUAAUUACAAUUAUCUAUGUACAGUAUAUGAAAUGUGAAGUGAUUUGGGUGCAGUCAUUGGCAUUACCAUUGGUGAGCACAGCGAUUAUUCUGUCUCAUCCCAAUAUGAUGUGUGCUGUUAUAAUAUUUUCUAAUUAGGUCAAUGUGAAGAAGAAAGGGGAACUACAGACAAUUAGGGAUUACACACCAUGAUUGCAUUAAGUGCUCCAUUGUUUUUGUGGUAACUUUUUCCAGACUGUUUCUUGUAAAGUGCCUGUUGUUAAAAGCACUUUGGGUGUUGCCAUGAACCAGGUGACAGUUCAUUACCUAUUAGGAUCAACAAGGCAAAUGAUACCCCCGGUGCCUUGCUUCCAAUUGAGUGAUAAUCUCUCAAUUUCUGGAGCAGCCAGUUACAUCUGCUAAAGUUACACCUCCUAAUUAGUCAUCAUUUAGCUAGCGACCGCUUAUAGUAGAUCAGUAGUAGGCAGCCUGUGGUCGUCCACCAUUUAUUGAGCUACAGCUCUCACCAUGCCAGCCCCUGUUACUUUAGUUCAUUAACAACUGGCAUAACACAAGUUACUGAGAAAUGCAGUAUGACACCAUAAUGGAAUCUGAUCAGAUCUACAGUAUGCUGCAAUACUAAGCUAAUCCCUCCAUGUUUUGUGCACGCUAUCUGCAUUUAUUUAAUGGUAUGAUGACAUUUUGUAUGUGACUGCACAUUCAGAAUCAAAAUAUAUUGCAUAAUGGUUUUAUAUGUCAUUUGAUUUAAAAGGCCACUGUGUAAAUACAAGUGCUACAUCUGGUCUCUUUCAUGUAUAAAACAAUUUCCAACACUUUGAAAAGUGUAAACACCCUUAAAGUAACAACACCAAUGAGAUAAAACAGAUUGCAUGACAUUGAACCAACUUGUUUUUUUCCAGUGCAUGUAAAGCUAGUUACACACUAGACUGUCGUCGUAUGCGGCGGAUCGGACCGACAAUUGUCAUGUCGUCUAGUGUGUACCCACUACCACGCGCUCCCGCUGGUCAAUUGACCGGGCAAAUGACAGGAUGCAGGGAAAUGCAGCUGUGAAUGGUAUAUUGCACAGUCAACAGAUAUAUCGUUCAGUGUGUAUGGGAUGGCCGAUGUUUCGUUAUAUUGCCCAUCCUGUCAGCAGUGUACACACUAGUGUGUUCCAGGCUUAAUUCUAUUAUAUAUGCUGUUCGGGCCUCUUUAGAGUUAGGAGCAAAUGGUGCUAAAUGGUGCACAUCUGCACGAUGCAAAGGGUGCAAAAAGAACUGCCUAUUUUUGAAUGUUGCACACAAAGAUGAAGCUUUUUUUACAUUGGGAUUUAGAGUUUUUACAGAGCCUGCUCAAUUCUAAAUCUGAGCUCACAUUUUAAAUUUGUCCUUCCAGCAUCAUGGCAUGGUUUAGCCAUUGCAUAAAAUUGCACUUUUAAGACAGAUUUCCUACUAACUGUAAAUCAGACUGUGUGUAAAUAUAUACAGACAGACAGACAUAUUUACAAUCAUAUAAUACUGGAUAAGUAGAGUAGCAAGUGGUUUCUGUUUCAUAUUUAUUUUCCUGUUGCCAGAGUGAACCACUAGAUUUUGCUUAAACAGCAGAGGGCCUAGAAUCGGGAUGUAGUUAUGUGACCGUGGUCAGGAGACCGCCGGUUACAGUACCUCCCCCUGCAUCCCGAACAUUGACAAUCCCGACAGUCGGCAUGCUGACGAACAGGGACUAUUCCCCGCAAGGCAUUCUGUGGCCAGGAUGCUGACCGCAGGGAUCCCGGCCGCUGGUAAUGCAUACCCAACCCCUAGAAUCCAUGACCACCGCUCUGCACUCACUGCAGGUUUCUUUUGAUAAUUUCUAACCAUUGAACAAAAUAUUCAGCAAUUAAAGUUUGAGAUUUCCGUUAACAGUGUAUUUACAAUUUGGUUUACCAUAACACAAUCUGGGGCAUUGUUACCCUUUAAACUUGCUGUUAUUUACAGUAGCUUGUAUAGAUAUCUUACAACCAGGUGAUGAUGCAAAGUAGUGUUAACCUUGGUGAAUCUUUAAAUGCCAUCUGUUCUCAGUGCUUUGUCCAUGCUACACCCCUAUCAGGAUAUUCACGAUUUUGUAACAGAAAGAGAAUUUCUUUUGAUGUCUAAGUAUGUGCCAAAGUCAUUUGCUGUGAGUUAUAUUUAAAGCAUAUUCUAUUCCCAGUCUAAUGAAGAAAUAAAAAGGAGUCAUGUACAUGAAAGACCCUUCUGCUGUGAGCAGGUAACAAAGGAUCUUUAUUGUAUUGCAUUCUCAUUGUUAUUAUGGAAAUAAUACUGAUGUAAUAACAUUAUUUUUUUUUAUUCAAAGGUAUAGUUUGGUAACUGUUCUCUCUUAAUUUGGUUACAAUAAUUCCAAGGUGUCUGCAGUACAGGGCCUGUACUUGUUCAUUUUAUAAAUGCAAAGCAUCAUUGAAAAUUGUUUAACUUAAAAGAAAAUAAAUACUUUAUAAAUAAA